CAUUCUCCCUUUUCUCACAAUUUUCUCUCCAAAUCCUUCAACUCGAAAACAGGCGGGCACUAUCUCGGCCUAUCGGCAGCAUAGAGAAGAGUGCUGGUCCUGCUGGAUGCUUGAGAGAUUUCGAAAAAUCUGCAAUUCCGAAGACAGCAAGAAACCUAGAAGGAAAAUUGAAAAAUGGUGGCAAAGAGGGUUUUAGGGUCUGCAGUAUCAGUGGCUCUCUGCAAAUCUAACCAGCUUAAGAAUUUGUUGUAUAAUCCUUUUCUAGUGAUUCCUUUUUUUCCCAAAUCACUUCCUUACAGAAACAGCUUGAUUGAUGUCAUAUGCAAGUCUUUUGACCAAGCACCUGCUUUUGGGCCAGUCUAUACUAUUCAAGAGCCUCUUUCUGGGGGACGCCUAUGGAUUCACUCUGGUUCAAUUUUGAACAAUGUGGACAAAGAUGGGGAGCUACCAACCAAAUCUGAGAAAAGCACUGUUUUUGAUGGUUCUGGUGGUGCUAAAUUGAAGAGGAAAAAGCUGAAGGGAAAACGAGCAGUUGUAAGGUGGCUAAAGUUCUUCAGGUGGAAAAAGAAGAAAGAAUAUGAAAGAAUGACAGCAGAAGAAAAACUUUUAUACAAGUUGAAAAAGGCUAGAAUGAAAGAAGAAAGGCUUGUUCAAGCUUUGAAGAAGAUUGAACCUGCAGAAUCAUCAGAAACAACUCACGAUCCAGAGAUAUUGACCCCAGAAGAGCACUUUUUCUUUUUGAAGAUGGGCCUAAAGUGCAAGAAUUAUGUGCCAGUUGGAAGACGUGGAAUAUAUCAGGGUGUAAUUCUUAACAUGCACUUGCACUGGAAGAAACAUCAAACCUUGAAGGUGGUGGUGAAGACAUUCUCACCGGAGGAGGUCAAGGAGAUUGCUGCUGAGCUGGCACGUUUAACUGGAGGGAUUGUACUAGAUAUUCAUGAAGAAAACACGAUAAUCAUGUAUAGAGGAAAGAAUUAUUCCCAGCCGCCAACAGAGAUAAUGUCACCUAGGGUCACCCUCUCCAGAAAGAAGGCUUUGGAUAAAUCAAAGUACAGGGAUGGCCUUAGGGCUGUUAGGAGAUAUAUUCCAAGACUUGAACAGGACCUUGAAUUGCUUAAAGCACAGACUAAAGGCAAAGCUGAAAGUGGAACUGUUUCGGUUGAAGAAACCCAGAAGACUGAUGAUGAUGAUGAUGAUGAUGAUGAUGAUGCAAAAUCUGGGAGCAUUUCAAGCAUGCCAUUGGAGAACCCCGAUAAAUUCAAAGAAAUUACGGGUGGGCAAGAGGAAUGCUCUGAGGAUGAAUGUUCUAUGGAUUUAAGGAUGGCAUCAGAUUCAGAAGAUCUAUCAGAUAUUUUUGAGACUGACUCUGACACAGAUACACAGGAUAAAGCAAAAGGUCGUCUUUAUUUGGAUGAGUUUGAAAAGUUCCCAAUUGAAGGUAAUGAAGAACCUGAAGAUUUUGAGGAGCACUUACGCCAACUCUCUCUGGAAUCGAAAAAGGCAGACUCGUUGGAGAAAGAUUUGGACUCACCGUCUCUCGAUGAGAUUGACAGGAUGUUUCUUCGUGCUGCUUCUCUUUUAAAGCAAAAGAAGAGAUAGGAGAUGUGCGAAAUUGCGAUACCCAUCAUUUUGGUUGAAAUAUUAAACUGCCCAAUUUCAUCGGUAUUUCAAAUUUGGACUGUUGUCAUAUGGGAUUUCAAAUACAACUUGGCACAUGUCAGAA
Messenger RNA from Hevea brasiliensis (rubber tree), 1723 nucleotides. RefSeq lists its product as uncharacterized. The coding region runs from base 175 to 1599 and encodes 474 amino acids. The transcript is spliced from 4 exons. The record is from RefSeq and is a predicted model, not a curated record. Gene Ontology annotation, molecular function: RNA binding. Lineage: Eukaryota; Viridiplantae; Streptophyta; Magnoliopsida; Malpighiales; Euphorbiaceae.